AUGAAGCUUUUGGAUCUGUUCAUAACCUCGUCGAUACCAGUUGCUAAGAUUCUGGUGAUAACAGCAAUCGGAUUUUACUUGGCUCUUGAUCGUGUCAACAUUCUGAAUCAAGAUGCUAGAAAACAGCUCAACAACAUAGUUUUCUACGUGUUUAGCCCUUCACUCGUAGCAAGCAGUCUAUCUGAGACUAUUACUUAUGAAAGCAUGGUGAAAAUGUGGUUCAUGCCACUGAAUGUUCUGCUCACAUUCAUCAUUGGCUCGUUUCUGGGUUGGAUUGUUAUCAAAAUCACUAAACCUCCUUCGCAUCUCCGUGGCAUCAUAGUUGGUUGCUGUGCUGCUGGCAGUGAAACACCAAUACUUGGUAUCUCCUCUACAGUGCCACUGAUUCCUUCCAAAGACGUUGAAGUUGAGGAGCAGUUUGGAACUUGGAGAAAGAUCAAGCAAAGAGUAUGUUCUGUAGCACAGAAAAUCAAUCUAAGAACAAUCUUUGCUCCUUCGACCAUUGCAGCGCUUAUCGCUCUUGCUAUUGGGCUCAUUCCUACACUAAGGAAGCUACUAGUCGGCAACACAGCUCCACUCCGAGUGAUUGAGGACUCAGUCUCUUUAUUGGGGAGCGAUUCCUCUUCUGACUCUUAUUAUAGGAGGAAACCUUCUCAGAGGCCUGAGGAGUUCAGGAAUACAAAAGUCAGUGAUAGUGGGAGUGGUGGUUGCGCGGUACAAUCACACAACUAUUCGGAUCAGGAGAAAGCGAAUGCUCUGUGA
Thlaspi arvense is the source of this 762-nucleotide messenger RNA. NCBI's taxonomy places the organism in Eukaryota, Viridiplantae, Streptophyta, Magnoliopsida, Brassicales, Brassicaceae. The record is from the annotation of a GenBank genome assembly.